AUGGAUAGCAGUAACGCUGAAGUUUCAACUAUUUUUCAUCCAAGAAGGUCCAGAGCUCCGAGUAUUAUUUUAAAUGAUGAGCAAACUGGACAUCCUUAUGCUAGUCCUGGACAUGUUGUUGUUGAUACAGGAUGCGAGCAACAGGGAUGCAGUGUUACGGGGGGAUGCGACUCAGCAUCGUCGUGCAGGUCACUGGAGACGAGCAGCGGCCUGGGAAUAAGAGACCCCAGUGGCGGGAGCGCGGGUGGUGGUCAAGGGCACAAUCAACCGAGUCAUACUGGCUCAAACGUUAAUUAUCAGACGAGACGGCACUCUAUUGUCAGAUGCUUCGACUCUUGUUGUGCUCAAUCUGCCAAGAAGAUUUAUUUUGGAGUCUGUGUAACAGUUUGUGUGACAGCCAGCUGGGUUGGAGCGACGCACUGUAUAAAAUACUUAUACUUUCAUAAACCUGACAUAAUAACAAAUCACAUUGAAUCUGACAAUGUCACCAGUGAAUUAUACCAUCAACCUAUCGUUCUUCCCUACAACGCGCCUUUCUUCACCACCUGGUUCUGCACAAACUGGGCCGUGCUCUACUUCCCAGUGUACUUUAUCUGUCAGAUAGCAAGGUCAAAAUGUACGAACCCAACGGAGAUAAUCGCAGAAAGUUUGCGCGGAUUUCGCGACAAGGGUCUUACGGGCGGCCGAUUUCUGACCCGGUGCAGUUUCUUCUGCGGGCUCUGGGUCGCGACUAAUUACAUGUACAUCCACUCAUUACGCAUUCUUCUUGCCACUGAUGUAAUGGCCUUGUUUGCUACCAACGUCUCUUGUGUUUAUCUUCUUUCUUGGGUCAUUUUACAUGAGCAAUUUGUCGGAGUUCGGAUCGUCGCUGUAAUAUUAUGCGAUACAGGUAUUGCGUUACUAGCAUACAUGGACGGUAUUACCGGAAGCCCAACCCUCGGGGGUGUUGUUUUAGCAGCUUCUGCAGCCGCUGGCUCUGCAGUUUACAAGGUUUUAUUUAAAAAAGUCAUCGGUGAAACGACAUUCGGACAAGUUUCAAUAUUUUUUACACUAAUUGGACUUUGCAAUGCGGCGUUACUAUGGCCGAUUUGUUUGGCUCUUUAUUUUUCGGGGGUUGAAAGCGUUCAUUGGGCACGCUUACCCUGGGCAGCUUUACUUUCUGCUAGUAUACUUCAUUUAGGUGUACUCUCCCUCAUCUUCAGGGUAAACAUGCUGAAUACUGAGCCUGGCAGUCUCUCCAUCAAAGUCGGCUGCAAAAUCACCCCCAAGAGGCAAGAGUUUUCCUCCUUUUUCCCACCUGAUGUCUGGUUCCGGUUUCGCGUGGAGCUUGCACACCAAGGUGAUGGCGUCGCCGUCACAACAUCUCAAGUCUCGAAGCGGCCGCUUAAUCACCGGCAAGGUCUGGACAUUACUACAGACAGACAAAUAUACGUUUGCUCAUCAUCUUUAAUCAUUAGUCAUCAAUGUCAACAUAACAUCGCGUUAACAUAUGAUUUAUUCAUCACCCUGGGAUUAAUAACUGCAGUUCCAGUGUCUGCAGCACUGGAUGUUGUGCUCUACGGAGCGCACUUUGUAGGUAUGAAACUCGCGGGAAUGAUAUUAAUAUCAGUUGGAUUUUUCCUGGUGAUGUUUCCCGACAAUUGGCCGGACUACAUAACGCGGCUGUUACGAAACGUAGUCACCAUGAGUCACAGUGCAAGUACGAAUCCGCAACAACAUGGGGUAGCCAGUGGCCGGGGUGUUGGCGGUGGUGGUGGUGGGAUGACCAGUAAUCGGAGCCGCAGGCAAUCAUUCCAACAGAGGCAUUUCCGAAGGAACUACGGUGUGUCGUCUUCGCAGGGUGACGGUCAAACUUUGCUACCCUCUACUAAUAACUCAGCAGUCUCCAAUUUGAUACAUCGACAUACUAACAACAAUAAUAAUAAUAAUAAUAAUAAUAAUAAUAAUACUAAUAAUAACAAUAAUAAUAAUAAUACCAGUAAUAAUAAUAAUGUCGUCUCCUCAUCCUCUGAUACCCAACAUCAUCGCGUUCCUAAUUCAAACUCGAUACAGUCAACCACUACUAACAACCAUCGCUCGCACGUCAGUCCACAAAACCAACAAGAUGGAGCAGAAAACACAGGCACGGGAUUCCCGGCGGCGCUUCCAGGGACGUGAUCGAUUAUCGGACGGGUUAUAUUAAAUCCCAUCUUAGAUCACCUUCCGGAAGAGUGAGGUGA
Molecule: messenger RNA, 2219 nt
Organism: Cotesia congregata
Lineage: Eukaryota; Metazoa; Arthropoda; Insecta; Hymenoptera; Braconidae
Source: the annotation of a GenBank genome assembly